AUGAAGGAAUACUCCAGCCAUGCAGAGAAAGCACGCUUGAAAGCAGUAGAGUUCUACGAGAUGUGCAAGGAGAAGCUGAACCCUGGUGGAAUCCUGGUCACCCAGGCCAGUGGAGCGGGUGUGAAGAUGUACAAGGCAGUCCUAUCACCAGUGCUGAACACCCUGAAGCAGGUCUUCCCGGCGGCGCGCGCCUACAAGGAAGCAGUUUAUUCCUUUGCCGAUGAGUGGGGCUUCGUGAUUGGCCACAGUGACCCUAGCACUGCCUCUAUCACACCCGAGGAGGUGGACCGUCGGAUUGCCGAGCGGAUCACGGGAUCCCUCCAAUUCCUCGAUGGUGAGAGCUACACCGGCAUUUUCUGCCUCUCCAAGCAGAUGAGAUCAGACUUAUCGGCGGAGACACGGAUUUUGUCCAAGGACAACCCCGCAGUGUUCCUGUCGCACAUGGAGGGCGUGAGCCAGUACACCAAGGAGCUGAAAUUGACAACCUGA
Durusdinium trenchii is the source of this 489-nucleotide messenger RNA. Lineage: Eukaryota; Dinophyceae; Suessiales; Symbiodiniaceae. The record is from the annotation of a GenBank genome assembly.